AUGAACCGUCGGCUACAAGAAAGCGUUGUCGACCUUAAAGCACGAUCUAUGCGUGAUAACCUGCGUUUCUUUAACGUAAAGGAAGACGAAAAAGAAAACACAACGGAGAAGAUUUAUGAUAUCCUUGACGCAAGAAACAAGGUAAAUAUCGAUCGUUCCCACCGUGUCGGAAGGAAACGUGUUAGCCAACGAAAGCCUAGACCGAUUGUUGUGAAAUUCAACUAUUUCCAAGACCGUGAACAAGUCAGACAAAAUGCGAGAAAACUAAAAGGUUCGCGUAUUGGAAUUUCAGAGCAAUUUCCCGAAGAGAUCGAAAAAAUUAGACAGACUUUAUACCCAGAAAUGAAGAAGGCCAAAGCGCAAGGUCACCGAAUUCG
Molecule: messenger RNA, 377 nt
Organism: Paramuricea clavata
Lineage: Eukaryota; Metazoa; Cnidaria; Anthozoa; Malacalcyonacea; Plexauridae
Source: the annotation of a GenBank genome assembly